Cervus elaphus (red deer) is the source of this 6717-nucleotide messenger RNA. It is a transcript of the gene INSRR, whose product is annotated as insulin receptor related receptor. The record is from RefSeq and is a predicted model, not a curated record. Gene Ontology annotation, cellular component: insulin receptor complex; membrane; axon. The transcript is spliced from 23 exons. Bases 161 to 4408 code for a protein of 1415 amino acids. Gene Ontology annotation, biological process: multicellular organism development; positive regulation of kinase activity; insulin-like growth factor receptor signaling pathway. Gene Ontology annotation, molecular function: insulin receptor activity; phosphatidylinositol 3-kinase binding; insulin receptor substrate binding. Lineage: Eukaryota; Metazoa; Chordata; Mammalia; Artiodactyla; Cervidae.
CUCAGAGGUGUCAGCUGGGAAUGAGGAGACUGGGAAGUUGAUACAUUAUUUUUCCCAGCCUAAAGCCGCUGCAUUUAGCGGGGAGGGGAGAUGACUGAGCUUGGAAACGGCGGUAGCCCAGGUCAUCCUAGCCAGCCCCCGGCCUCAGAUCUCACUACGCAUGGUGCGCGUACCUGAGGAAGUGCAUGUCACUUGGGAUAAAUUAGGGGAAAUACUCUUAAACCCUAGAAAGAAAUGGGGAGGGGCUCCCAAGGAACUAAACGCAGGGUCUGGAGAAAGAAAAACAGAAGAGACAGAAAGGGAUGGUGUCGCCCCCAAACAGCCGGAGAAUGGAGACUCGGGAACGGAGACGCCGAUUUCCAGGAGAGACCACAGGGUGGCGCUGGCAGCCCGCGCGCAAGGGGACCCGUCAGACCCUUCUCCCUGGAGCCAUCUGGACGGGAGCCAGGACUGGGCACCAGACAGGACCAGGACAAUGGCAGUGCCCAGUCUGUGGCCAUGGGUAGCUUGCCUGCUUGCAAUCCUCCUCUCCUUGGGAUUUGGCCUGGACACGAGAGAAGUGUGCCCCAGCCUGGACAUCCGCUCAGAGGUGGCAGAGCUGCGGCGGCUAGAAAAUUGCAGCGUGGUGGAGGGCCACCUGCAGAUCCUGCUCAUGUUCACAGCCACCGGCGAGGACUUCCGUGGCCUCAGCUUCCCACGCCUCACCCAGGUCACUGACUACCUGCUGCUCUUCCGGGUCUAUGGCCUGGAGAGCCUGCGUGACCUCUUCCCCAACCUGGCAGUCAUCCGCGGUGCCCGCCUCUUCCUGGGCUACGCGCUGGUCAUCUUCGAGAUGCCACACAUGCGGGACGUGGGGCUGCCGGCGCUGGGGGCCGUGCUGCGUGGGGCUGUGCGUGUGGAGAAGAACCAGGAGCUCUGCCAUCUCUCCACCAUUGACUGGGGUCUGCUGCAGCCUUCGCCUGGUGCCAACCACAUUGUGGGCAACAAGCUGGGCGAGGAGUGUGCCGAUGUGUGCCCCGGCCUGCUGGGCGCCACCGGUGAGCCCUGUGCCAGGACCACCUUCAGCGGGCACGCCGACUACAGGUGCUGGACCUCAAGUCACUGCCAGAAAGUGUGCCCCUGUCCCCGUGGGCUGGCCUGCACAGUCAGGGGUGAGUGCUGCCACACCGAAUGCCUGGGAGGCUGCAGCCGGCCAGAAGACCCCCGUGCCUGUGUCGCCUGCCGCCACCUCUACUUCCGGGGUGCCUGCCACCGGGCCUGCCCGCCAGGCACCUACCAGCAUGAGUCCUGGCGCUGUGUCACAGCGGAGCGCUGUGCCAGCCUGCGCUCUGUGCCUGGCCGUGCCUCCACCUUCGGCAUCCACCAGGGUAGUUGUCUGGCCCAGUGCCCUCCAGGCUUCACCCGUAAUGACAGCAGCAUAUUCUGCCACAAAUGCGAGGGGCUGUGCCCCAAAGAGUGCAAAGUGGGCACCAAGACCAUCGACUCUGUCCAGGCAGCACAGGAUCUGGUGGGCUGCACCCACGUGGAAGGGAGCCUCAUCCUCAACCUUCGUCAAGGCUAUAACCUGGAGCCGGAGCUGCAGCGAAGUCUGGGACUGGUAGAGACCAUCACUGGCUUCCUCAAAAUCAAGCACUCCUUCGCCCUCGUGUCCCUAGGCUUUUUCAAGAACCUCAAACUUAUCCGGGGGGACACCAUGGUGGAUGGGAACUACACCUUGUACGUGCUGGAUAACCAGAACCUACAGCAGCUGGGUUCCUGGGUGGCUGCAGGGCUCACCAUUCCUGUGGGCAAGAUAUACUUCGCCUUCAACCCACGCCUCUGCCUGGAGCACAUCUACCGCUUGGAGGAGGUGACUGGCACGAAGGGACGGCAAAACAAGGCUGAGAUCAACCCCCGCACCAACGGAGACCGAGCUGCCUGCCAGACUCGCACUCUGCGCUUUGUGUCCAACGUGACGGAGGCCCAUCGCAUCUUGCUGCGAUGGGAGCGCUACGAACCGCUUGAGGCUCGAGACCUACUCAGCUUCAUCGUGUACUACAAGGAGUCCCCAUUCCAGAAUGCCACAGAGUACAUCGGUCCAGAUGCCUGUGGGGCCCAGAGCUGGAACCUACUGGAUGUGGAGCUGCCCCUCAGCCGCACCCAGGAGCCGGGGGUGACCCUGGCCCCGCUCAAGCCCUGGACACAGUAUGCUGUGUUUGUACGGGCCAUCACACUGACCACAGCGGAGGACAGCCCCCACCAAGGAGCCCAAAGCCCCAUCGUCUACCUCCGAACCUUACCUGCAGCGCCCACAGUGCCCCAGGACGUCAUCUCCACGUCCAAUUCCUCCUCCCACCUGCUGGUGCGCUGGAAGCCACCGAUCCAGCGCAACGGAAACAUCACCUACUACCUGGUGCUGUGGCAACGUCUGGCAGAGGACAGCGACCUCUACCUCAAUGACUACUGCCACCGCGGCUUGCGGCUGCCCACCAGCAACAACGACCCCCGCUUCGACCGAGAAGACGGGGAACUCGAGGCCGACAGGGAGCCUGGCUGCUGCCCUUGCCAGCACCCACCUCCUGGGCAGGUCCUACCACCGCUGGAGGCACAGGAGGCAUCUUUCCAGAAGAAGUUUGAAAACUUUCUACACAACGCCAUCACCAUUCCCAAAUCCCCUUGGAAGGUGACAUCCAUCAAUAAGAGCCCUCAAAGGGACUCAGGGAGGAGCCGCCGGGCAGCGGAGGCCCUCCGGCUUGGGGGAAACAGCUCGGAUUUCAAGAUCCAAGAGGACAAAGUGCCCCGGGAGCGAGCGGUGCUGAGUGGCCUGCGCCACUUCACAGAGUACCGGAUCGACAUCCAUGCCUGCAACCACGCGGCACACACCGUGGGCUGCAGCGCGGCCACCUUCGUCUUUGCACGCACCAUGCCCCACAGAGAGGCUGAUGGUAUCCCAGGAAAAGUGGCCUGGGAGGCAGCCAGCAAGAGCAGUGUUCUCCUCCGCUGGCUGGAGCCACCGGACCCCAACGGACUCAUUCUCAAGUACGAAAUCAAGUACCGCCGCCUGGGAGAGGAGGCCACAGUGCUGUGUGUGUCCCGCCUGCGAUAUGCCAAAUUUGGGGGUGUCCACCUGGCCCUGCUGCCUCCUGGAAACUACUCUGCCAGAGUUCGGGCAACCUCACUGGCUGGCAACGGCUCCUGGACAGACAGCGUCGCUUUCUACAUCCCUGGCCCGGAGGAGGAAGACUCCGGGGGGCUGCACGUCCUUCUCACCGUCACCCCUGUGGGGCUCAUGCUGCUCAUCAUUCUUGCUGCUCUUGGUUUCUUCUACAGCAAGAAGAGGCUGACCCCCCUCACCUCCCAUUGCAGAAACAGCACCCUGUAUGCCUCUGUGAAUCCAGAAUACUUCAGCGCCUCUCACAUGUAUAUCCCUGAUGAGUGGGAGGUGCCUCGGGAGCAGAUUUCCAUAAUCCGAGAACUGGGCCAGGGCUCUUUCGGGAUGGUAUACGAGGGGCUGGCACAAGGACUUGAGGUUGGAGAGGACCCCACGCCGGUGGCCCUGAAGACCGUGAAUGAGCUGGCCAGCCCACGAGAACGCAUUGAGUUCCUCAAGGAAGCCUCUGUCAUGAAGGCAUUCAAGUGUCACCAUGUGGUUCGUCUCCUGGGUGUGGUGUCUCAGGGCCAGCCAACUCUGGUCAUCAUGGAGUUAAUGACCCGAGGGGACCUCAAGAGCCAUCUUCGAUCUCUGCGGCCCGAGGCAGAGAACAACCCUGGGCUCCCACGGCCAGCACUGGGAGAUAUGAUCCAGAUGGCUGGUGAGAUCGCAGAUGGCAUGGCCUACCUUGCUGCCAACAAGUUUGUGCAUCGAGACUUGGCAGCCCGGAACUGCAUGGUGUCCCAGGACUUCACCGUCAAGAUUGGGGACUUCGGGAUGACUCGAGAUGUGUAUGAGACAGACUACUACCGCAAGGGCGGGAAGGGGCUGCUGCCUGUGCGCUGGAUGGCCCCCGAGUCCCUCAAAGAUGGAAUCUUCACCACCCACUCUGACGUCUGGUCCUUCGGAGUGGUGCUCUGGGAGAUCGUGACCCUGGCUGAACAACCCUACCAGGGCCUAUCCAAUGAGCAGGUGCUCAAGUUUGUCAUGGACGGUGGAGUCCUGGAAGAGCUGGAGAGCUGUCCCGUUCAGCUGCAGGAGCUGAUGCGGCGCUGCUGGCAACAGAACCCGCGCCUGCGUCCCACCUUUACCCACAUCCUGGACAGCAUACAGGAGGAGCUGAGGCCCUCCUUCCGCCUCCUCUCCUUCUAUCACAGCCCAGAAUGCCGGGGCGCCCGGGCCUCCCUGCCGCCCGCCGAUGCAGAGCCUGACUCCCCCCGAACCCCAAAAGAGGCCUCCUCAGACUUCAGCCCCCAGAAUGGGGGUCCAGGACAUUGAGGGGCACCCCGUUCCCUGGCUGAUUGGCCUCCCAUGGACAGAGAGAGGAAGGGACCUAAGCUUUGCAACCAUGAGAGGCUGAGAUGUUCACACCCCAGCCCCGUGCUGAGACAGCCGAAGGAGACCCAGAGCAGGAGCAGGGCAGGUUGGGGGGUGACAGGGAGACCACAGCUGAGUCACGGCAGGAAAGGUUUUCUCAGGAGAGAGUAAACAAGGCCACAGCAGGAGCAGAGAUUAGACGGUGGACAAGCCGUUCUGAGUGAGAGCCUGCUCAGACUAGAACGAGAGGCCGGCCUGCUCUGAAGGCAGGGUCUGGGGACCCCACCGUCGGUUUUGGAGCUCCUGUGGACCUCUGGGGCCAUCAACAUGCUAGAAACCAGACAAGCCGCCAGACUCGGGCCUGGAAGCCUCUCUGUCUGUGUUUGGGAUGCUGGGGCUGAGCGUCCAGAUGACCACUCUUUGUACCACUGUGUCUCACCCCCUCCCCCUGCCCCAUGCCAUAGCGCGUGUGGGGAGAACGCAGGGCCCUGGCUGAGUGGGUUCCCAGCCUGGCCUGAAGGCCUGCCCUCUCCCCGGCCUCCCCUUUGCCUCACCCAGGGACCCCAAGCUUGGUGCUCCCCCUUCCUCUUCUCCAGGGCCUUCCCUCGGUGCAGACUCACCCCUUCUCCCAGGCCCUUCCCCUCAAUCCCCCUCCUACCCUGGGAUUAUUAAGGCUUUAAGAGCCUUGCUUCCUCCCUGCCCUUACUCCUGCCCCCCACCCCUGCCUCUCAUGGGAAGACUGGAGAAGGCACAAUAAAGGCCGAGGUCUGUCUGUACCCUGGUCCCGGGCAGCCCAUUAUCUCUCCAUCUAUAUGGUCUUAACACUGGAUGAACUUCCUCCCUCCCUCCUUGGGGACUUGAGGUGGUGACCCUGAGGCUGUGAUACAGGAUAAAUACACUGCUGUCAAACACCACCUCCAUGAGGACCUGAGCAGCCGGGGUUGCCAUGGCAGUGAAGCAGGACAAUCCUGCUAUUAUCUACAGCUCAGGCGGCCAGAAGUGGUUGAGCCCGGCAGGGGAACCUUUGUAUCUGGGCUCCCAGCCUCACCAGCCCGUCCCCCACACCUCAUCUUUAGGUCAUCUCUCGCUGUUUCCACUGGAUAGACAUUUCCUGGGGUCUCCCACGACAGACGUGAGGUGGGCAGAACAUGGGAUGGGGGAGGAGGGGUCUUGAUGACAUUACCAGUCCAGGCUGGAUGCCCCCCCUGCCAGGGCAGGGAACACGUCAGAGCAGAGUCUAUGUGUCUGGCUCCCUACUGUUAUGCCAUCCCAUGAGCAGAGAUGCCCUGGAGGCAUGUUAAAGGAACACUUGGGAGUUGGUUUCCAGGCUCUUACGCCAGUGCCAUCAGGGCAUCUGAAAGGGAGGAGUUGCAGAUGAAUGACUUAAAACCUUGCUGAAGGGAGUGCUAGCAGAAGGGGCUGGGCCUGACUCAAGGCUUUUUAGAAUCCUGCACCAGUGUUUCCUGCACCAAUGUUUCCUGCAUCCAGGCCCCUGCAGCCAGAGCUCCCAUGCUACACGCUGCCACACACACAGCAGGUCUAGGGAGAGUUAUACUUCUAAGCGCUUGCUCACUCCAGCAGCUGUCCUGCAAACCACAGCUCCUUAAGGCAUGAGUGGAGUGGGUAUGAGUCUGUGCAAGGCCGUCUCUAUAUAACAACCACAACUCACCAUGCACUAUCCUGACAUGGGCAGCAAGGACCGCACAUCCCACCACACCCCUGCCCUGCCUGUCAUUGGUGACUAAGGCAACAGUGACCCCUAAUGGUUGCUGGAAGAAUCACAGCUUAGGAAGAAAAGGGGGGAAGGUUGUUCUCUCCUCCCCUGAGAUGCUGGUCUCAGAGACGCUACUAACGAGUACAAGGGAGGAGAGACUCCACACAGGAAUCUUGGAUCCGAGACCUGCACACUCGCACAGAUCACACAGGUAACCCCGAGCAUGCACAGGCCCUGAGGUCAGCAAUGGAGUCAAGCCCCCUCCCCACUACCCACGUCCCCUCACCUCCACAGGAUGGAGCAGGGCAUGCUCAGGAAGUGCUGGUCAUCUGAAUGGGAAGGGGUUUAAAGAAGGGAUUGGGGAAAAAAUAAAGAAGGGAUUGGGAGCUGAAGAAAAGAGGGCUUCAGGAAAAAAGUGUCUGUGCUUUACCUCCAAAGAUGAGUAGCUGGUGACUGACCCAAAAGAAUGUUUGGGAGAAAGAUGUAAGGAUACUGGAAGACAAACUUGGCUGCCCUCUGUACCCUGGGAAAGAAACGGAUGUAUAUUGUAAAUAAC